GGUUGCAACUUAAUUAUCAUUUUUUUUUUCUUCUCAUUUUUAACAUCGAUAUUUAUUUAUUUUUUUUUUGUUUUGGUCGUUUGAAGAAAUCAAUCAGAAUUUGAUGUUUCAAAAAUGAAUGAAAUCGAUGAAUUACUUAAAAAUAUUGAUGGCCAAUUUAAAGAUGUUGUUGGUGUUUUAAUUGUUGAUCGUGAUGGUAUUAUCAUCAAAAGUACAAUCAAUGAAGUUGUUGAAACAAUACAAAAUUAUGGUAUGAGUAUUGCACAGAUUGUUGAAACAUCAAAUCAAUCAUUGAAUGAAAAUGGUGAAAUUCAAUUUCUUCGAAUGAAAACCAAACGAAAUGAAUUUAUUGUUGUUCCGGAUAAAGAAUUUAUGUUGAUUACAAUUUUGAAUGCAAACAAUCCAUCGCUUUCACAUGGACAACAUGCUAUAUCGUCAAACUAGUCAUUUUGGCAAAAACAUUUUAAUUUUUUU
Messenger RNA from Dermatophagoides pteronyssinus (European house dust mite), 474 nucleotides. RefSeq names its product dynein light chain roadblock-type 2-like. Lineage: Eukaryota; Metazoa; Arthropoda; Arachnida; Sarcoptiformes; Pyroglyphidae. The record is from RefSeq and is a predicted model, not a curated record.